AUGUCAAUAGCAGAUGGAGAGUAUGAGAUUGAUCUUUCGUCUUUUUUGGGAAAAGAUCAUGUCUCCGAACAAGAUAAUUCACUAGGCAUAAGAUACGGGUUUAUACCUGAUUCAAUGGACCAGACUAGUCCACUUACUUUGUAUCAGACGGACCAGGAAAGUUUAAUACGAGCUAAGACUAUAGACAGCUCAGGAGGCAAUGUUAUCAUAUUUGAAGGGAAUCCAAAGAGGCUGGGACCUUCCAAGAAUCCUGCAAAUGAAACGUAUUUCCUCACUGUGUCACUAGAGGGAGAAAACCAGGUUGUGUUAAAAAAGUUGAACAACACGAUUCGAGUUUCUAAAUCACGUAAUGUUGCCAAGUGGGAAAGAAAAAUCGAACUGUGGGAUAAGGAGAAUAAUAGUCGACAAAACAGUAAUAUAUAUAUUCCAAAAAUAGAUGAGAGACCUUCACAUACGAACAACGGCAAGUCGACCAAAGCAUCUAAAAGGCCACCAGCAGCAAAUUCCAAGAUUAAAAGCAAUGAAGUCAUUAUCGAUUCUGAUGAAGAAUCAGGCUUCAUAGAUGAUGGCAUGAAUGACUCGGAAUUUCCUGAUAUUCAGUUUGAUUCUGCACCUGAAGAAGCCAAUAUAGCUAAGAAACUUUCGACCUCCCAGACACCUACACAAAGUACAUCCAAGAUACGCUCUGAAGUGAAACCAGACAAAGAGGAUAAACAAAAACUAUCCUCAAAGGCAGCAUCUAAACUGGGACCGAAACCAGGACUCAAAUCAGGGCUGAAACCAGGCCCUAAGCCCAAGGCUAAUGUGGAAUCCAAUGCAAAGACCGUAACGCAAGCAUCUUCAAAGACAAACUUGAAAAACAUACAACCCAUGAAGCCAGAGAAUAAUAAUUCAGAUUUGGAUAUCGAUGAUGAUUUUAAGGACUUAGAGGACCAAUUGCGAGAGGUAUUAGAAGAAGACGGACAAGUUGCAAAUAAGCCACAGACUACUGUCGUUGAUGACGAUGAUGACGAUGAGAGUGACGCAGACGAUUAUCAUUAUCCUUCCCUGGCCCCAAUUAAGAUCAAUUUUGAAGAAGGUGGUUUGAGUAAAAAUACUCGUCCCAUUUUAAAUAAAUCAUUCUCAGGAAACUCUCAAAGUAAGCCAAUGAGUUUGAAGGAUUUAGUGGGUAGCAGAAGAAAGGUCGAUGAGGACCCAAGCAGCGAAGAAGAGUAA
Messenger RNA from Debaryomyces fabryi, 1215 nucleotides. RefSeq lists its product as uncharacterized. The record is from RefSeq and is a predicted model, not a curated record. Lineage: Eukaryota; Fungi; Ascomycota; Pichiomycetes; Serinales; Debaryomycetaceae. Bases 1 to 1215 code for a protein of 404 amino acids. The transcript has a single exon.